AGCGUGGAUCCCCUCCACCUCCGGACCAGGUUUUAGCUGAUUACCAAAAGGGGGUCUUCACUGGGAAUCAACACUACUGAGCUAAAAUAUGUCUCCUUUUUUUGCCUGACAAAAGGAGGGAAAACAAGCGAAGAAAGGACUUCACCCACACCUAUCCUUUCGCUUCUGGGAACAGACAAGAACCAGUGACCUCAUGCACACCUAAAGUUUUCUUUUUUCUCUCUGUCGCGUUAGAAAUUCCAAGCAUCUUGAGCAAGUAUAGGAAUAACAAUUAAACUCUAUGCCUUUGUGAUCGUGGAGGAAGAGUGCGUUGUGGAUAUGGCCCCAGGGGAAAUGUAAUUGUUUGUCUGCAGAGAAGUGACGCCCUGCCUGCAUCCAGAUGUUUCAUGUUUCCCCUGUGUGCUUUUUGGAAACGAGCUGCUCGCAGAGAAAGCAGGGAAAUCUUGUUCAUUUCAAAAGAUUAAGUUAGACAAUGAAUACUGGUUAUUUUGCGUUAAAAAAAUUGGGAUUUUAAUCCAGGCUUUAUAUUCUGAUUCUGUCUGGAGAAUGGAGAGCAGCAAACUGAGGACGCUCAUGUUGCUGGAGUUACAUCUGCUCUGUGUCUUUGCGCUGUCUGUACAGGGGCACUCCAGCCCAAAAAACAAGAAUGUGAUCGACCUCCUGGCCGCCCUCAACGUCUCCCACCACAUAAGCGGUGGGGCCAGCCAGCAAAGUCCUGGCGGUGUGAUGUACAAAAUCCGUCCCAGAGCACCAUACCUAACUCUCCCUCGUGAAUAUUCCUACUUGUACCCCCGCCUUCAGGGUAGUAUGGGGGUGCAUUUGGUGGGGCGUCAGUCUUCGGGGUCCAGCGCCACUCUUUUUUCCAUCUCCUCGGCCUCCUCACCCAUUGUCCAACUCAUCUCCUCCACCCACAACUAUUCUCUGCGUUUGGACUACCACGCUGGAGGAGGAGAUCAGGGCCUCGUCAGUUUUUACUUCCCAAGGAGGAACCCUUUCUCCGGGGAGGAGUGGGUACGGUUGGCUAUGAGCCUGGAGACAGAUAGGCUGGCAUUUUUUGUUGAUUGUCAAGAAGCUGUUGUUUUACCCGUAAAAAGUCAUGAGAGAAUCAACCUGGAACUGCCUGAAGAUACUGUGGUUACUCUCGCCGGCACACCGGGAAAGAAAGACAGCAAAUUUAGUGGAUAUUUGAAGACAGCUGAGAUAUCAAUGAAAGCUUAUCUGAGGAGGCCGUGGCUCUGCGAGAAUGUUACAGAUGCUCUGCCCCGCACUCAGUCUAUGAACGCAGAUAGCUCCGAUUCCUGGACUCGAGUGUUCCAGCAGGAUUCAUCCUCCAGUAAACUUCAAACGAGCAGCAGGCCAACGGGCCAAACCAACCAUUAUCUCCAAGACGUCCAUGGUGACCAGCUGCAGAGAGGUGUGGUGCUGGGGCCCCCGGGGUCUCCUGUUUCUCAGGCACAGAAAGACGACAGGCUGAAGAAGCUGGAGAGGAGGCUGGACGAGCUGGCUCAUAUGCUGGACACGGUCAACACCCAGAACGCAGACCUGCAAUCACGCGUAAAGUACCUGGAGGGAUGUGAGUGUGUGAGGCAGCGAUGUGUGUGGGAGGGGCAUGAGGUGGAGAAUGGCCAGCGCUGGCAGAUUGACCUCACCACUGUGUGUGAGUGCACAUCUGGAAAGGUCACAUGCUCAACUAAUAUCAAAGGAUGUGAGCUGGAUGGUACAGUUCAUAAUGUGUCCUACAGCAGAGAUGGCUGUAAGACGUGUACGUGUAAGGAGGGUAACAGGGAAUGCUAUCCUCAACCCUGCCCUUCACUGGAGUGCACACAAAGGGAGACUGUACCUGGAGACUGUUGCCAGAGAUGCAAAGGCUGUAUCCAUUCUGGUGUCCAGUAUGAUCAUAGAGCCGAGUGGAGGCCGGUGGGGAGUCCGUGUGAUGUCUGCUCCUGUUUGGAAGGUCACGUUCGCUGUGAGAGGGAGCAAUGUAACACACCGUGUAAAAACCCAGCUGCUCCUCCACCCAACACCUGCUGUCCAGUGUGUCAAGACUGUGGUGUGAACGGCCAUGACUUCCCUAACGGAGCUGUGAUCCCUACUGGAGACCAUUGUCAGGAGUGCACAUGUUUGAAUGGAAAUGUGGCUUGUUCACCACUACCUUGUGCUGCUUUCACUUGUCAUAACCCAGUGCAUCGCGCUGGAGACUGUUGUCCGCGAUGUGAGCAGUGUGAAUAUGAAUCCAAGAUGUACGUGGACGGACAGAAGUUCCUCUCCAUGAGAGACCCGUGCCUCCACUGCCACUGCAAGGCAGGAGGCGUGUCUUGUGAGCGCAUAGAUUCAAAAUGUCCUACACCUCGCUGCAGUCAUCCAGCAAAGCACACAGGGGAGUGUUGUCCCACAUGCGAUGGAUGUGAGUAUGAAAGGAGGAUGUAUGCAGAUGGAAAAGUGUUUACCCCCGCUGGAAGUGGACCCUGCCUGCAGUGCAGGUGUAAGGGUGGGAAUGUCAGUUGCCGUGAAGAGAAGUGCCCUCCUGUCCGGUGCUCCAACCCCAUUAUGGACCCACGUCUCUGCUGUCCUAUCUGCAAAGCGUGUGUGUUGGAGGGGGUAGAAUAUGAGGAAGGCUCCCAAUGGAGCCCCGAGGGUCCCUGCUCCAGCUGCACCUGUUUGAAUGGAGAGAUGCUGUGUACACACACGCGCUGCCCCCCGACAGAGUGCCUGCAUCCCAGCAAGACCACUGGCUCCUGUUGUGCAUUGUGUGAAAGCUGCACCUAUAACCAUCGUAUCUACAGCAACGGUCAGAGGUUUACGACUCCUGACCACCCCUGCCACACCUGCACGUGUCAGCAUGGCAGUGUACAGUGUGGGAGACGACCAUGUCCUCCACUCAACUGUUCUAACUCAUAUACACCGCCUGGAGAGUGCUGCCCUAAAUGUCCAGACUGCUCCUUUGAGAACCGGAUAUUUGUGGAUGGAGAGGCUUUUCCAAACCCUGUGAGAGCAUGUGAGGAGUGUACGUGUGUGAGCGGACAGAUAGACUGCCACCAGGCACAGUGCCCUCAUCCUCACUGCAACGCGCCUCGACACGGAACAUGUUGUCAAAACAAUUGCAAUGGCUGCAGCUACGCUGGGAAAGAGUAUCCCAAUGGGCAGGAGUUUCCUCAUCCUACUGACACGUGCAGGAUGUGCAGCUGCAUAAAUGGUAAUGUCCAGUGUCUGAUGAAGAGGUGCCCACUGCUGCAGUGCUCCAACCCAAAUCUGCUGCCUGGAGACUGCUGUCCUCAGUGUCCUGCUCCUCCAUCAGGCUGUGUGUAUGAACAGCGAUCCUACAGACACACCGAGCGUUUCUACCACCCGGCUGACAACUGUCGCUCAUGUGCCUGCACCAAUGGAACAGUUCAUUGUCAGCACAAGUCCUGCCCCUUUGCUCCAUGUUCUCAUCCCAUCACACUGCAGUGCUGCCGGACAUGCGAAGGUACAAUUUGGUAUGGCCGAGAGCGAUCUAACGGGGAGACUUGGGAUGAUGCAUCUGAUCAAUGUGCUGUAUGUGUUUGCCGCGAGGGCUCCGUCCGGUGUGAGAGGAAGCACUGCCCACCGGCCAACUGUAACCACCCAGUCCAGAGACAAUGCUGCAUGUCCUGUGAUAGCUGCAUGUUUCAUGGUAAAGAAUACCCCGAUGGCACCGAGUUUGGUGAUGACAAAGACCCAUGUGGCGUAUGUUACUGUUACGGAGGCGAAGUCAUCUGCACCAAAAUAGCCUGCUAUGGAGAGUGCCGUCACCCUUACAAACCCCCCGGACAAUGCUGUGGAGAAUGUGAACGCUGUUUCUAUAACAGUGUAGUCCUUGCAAAUGGCAAGUCAAUCCCUGACCCAGGAAACCCCUGCGCGGAAUGCACAUGCCAGAGUGGUUCAGUGCGAUGUAUGAGGAAGUCGUGUGUAGCCGCCCGUUGUCCUCACCCGGUCACAAACCCUUGUGGAUGCCCCGACUGUGACGGUUGUCAAUUCCAAGGUGUGACUUAUGCUGACGGACAGGUCCUUCCAGGAGGAGAAGGAGGGUGCCAGGACUGCACAUGCUCAAGCGGUGAAGUGGUGUGUACACAGAGAAGAUGCCCUGCCGUGUCAUGCCCACAUCCAGCUCUGGAUGGCUGUGCAUGUGGAGUGUGUGAUGGAUGCAACUUCAAUGGACGAGGCUGUUUCAACGGAGAGCGAUUCCCACACCCGACCGACCGCUGCCAGCUCUGCUCCUGUCUGAACGGUGGUGUUGUGUGCGUGCAUGCAUCCUGUCCUCGUGUGGCGUGUGUGCGUCCUUUGACCCCUCCUGGGGAGUGCUGCCCCGUCUGCACAGGGAUGUGUCUUCAUCGGGGGCAAGAAUACCAGUCCGGCUCCUCCUUCCCUUCUCUCUCUGAUCCCUGCUCUUCAUGCUCCUGCCUGAAUGAGGUGGUGAACUGUCAGAAGAGACCUUGCCCAGUCCGGUGCUCCCACCCUGUUCCUUCAGACACCUGCUGCCCCGUCUGUGACUCCUGUCUGUACGAGAGUGUCGUCCACUCUCACGGUCAAACCUUCAAACCCUCCUCCAACCCCUGUCAGCGCUGCACGUGUGUCAGAGGCACUGUCACCUGUGUGCCCCAUGUCUGCCCACCAACACCUUGUAUCCGACCAGUAACCAAGCCAGGGCAGUGCUGUCCUGAGUGCUCAGUCUGUAAACUAGAUGGACAGGAGUUCAAUGAUGGGACGACAUGGACCUUGAGUUCAAACCAGUGCUCUAUCUGCACUUGCCAGGCAGGUGAGGUGCAUUGUGCAUUUCCUGAGUGUCCCAAGCUCCCUUGUAUGCAUCAAGUGACCGAUCCAGGAGCCUGCUGUCCUCGCUGUAGAGGUUGUAUGUAUGGAGGAGAGGAGCACAAAGAGGGCAGCAGCUGGUUUGCAGACUCCACCCCCUGUAUGACAUGUAUGUGUGUGGACGGGGUGACCACCUGCUCUGAAGUACGCUGUUUAUCUCCCUGCAUCAACUUCCUUAGCGUGCCUGGAGAGUGUUGCCCUGUGUGUGCUGACUGUGUAUUUGAGGGCAGAGUGUAUGGUCCAGGUGAUAGUUUCCAUCCAGCUGAUGACCCCUGUCAGAUCUGCACAUGUGAGGUGAUGCCGGACGGAGAGCAACACCUGAGGUGUUACCGAAAGCAGUGUCCCAGCCUCGUCGACUGUCCUAAGAGCAACAUAUUGUUCUCCGGGCCAGACUCCUGCUGUCCUGUCUGUGCACAGCCUCUCAGUAACUGCACCGCUGCACUGAUUGGCAACGAGGUCUUGGCAACGGAUGACCCUUGUUUUACCUGCCACUGCAAGGACCUGACAUGGACCUGCUUACACCAAAACUGCCUCCCACCGACUUGCCCUCUUGAUGAACAGUUCAGCUCUCCCGACUCCUGCUGCCCAGUGUGUAAAGAUUGUGUAAUUGAGGGCCAGAACAGACGCGUGGCCAACGGCAGCAGCUGGACCGACAGCGAUGACGACUGCGUCACCUGCACCUGUAACCUGGGCUAUAUUGAGUGCAGCAUUGAAGACUGUUUACCUGUAUUUUGUCUAAAUGGGCAGAAACAAGUGAAAAUUCCAGGAAAAUGCUGCCACGAGUGCCAAGACUCGGGGGCCUCCUGUUUGUACCAGGGAACAGUGUAUCACUCCAAUGAACAGUGGGAGGUGGAUGAGUGCACCAGCUGUACAUGUGUGUUUGGAGACGUGCACUGUCAAAGUGAACGCUGCCCUCCACUAACCUGUGCAACAGAUGAGAUGCCCGCUAUUGUCCCAGGUUUGUGUUGUCCUCAUUGCCUUCCGCGUCCAGCCACUUGCAUUGCCUUCGGCGACCCCCAUUAUCGCACUUUCGAUGGCCGCAUGCUGCACUUCCAGGGAGCAUGCACUUACAUCCUGGCACAGGACUGUGAGAGUGGAGACUUCAGUGUUCAUGCCACUAACGAUGAUCGUGGGCGUAAAGGAGUGUCCUGGACCAAAGAGGUCACAGUAUUUAUAGGAGACAUCACAGUGCAGCUGCUCCAGGACUGGGUUGUGAAGGUGAACGAUGAGGUCGUGACUUUGCCGUUCCUCAGAGAACCGUACAUCUAUGUAGAGCGACAAACAAACACCAUCUUGCUCAACACUCACAUCGGUCUGAAGGUACUGUGGAGUGGUCGCUCACAUCUGGAACUGAGUGUGCCAGGCUCCUAUAAGGGCCACACCUGCGGCCUCUGUGGAAACUUCAACAAUUACUACCAGGAUGACCUCCGAAUGCCCAGUGGACAACUCAGCGCGUCAGAGUCUGACUUUGGAAAUAGCUGGAGGGUCACGAAUAGUAGCAAUUCCCCCCCCUCCUGUCGCCCCGGUGAGAAUGUUGAUCCCUGUAAAGACGCAGGCUACCAGGCCAAGAAGGGGGCUAACGCUCGCUGUAAGGUCCUGAAGUCUGCUGCCUUUAAGCCGUGCCACCGCGUGGUGCCUCCUGAACCGUGGUACGGAGCCUGCGUGUACGACCUGUGUGCCUGCGGGGCCAAUACUGACGAGUGUCUAUGUGACACACUGGAGGCCUACGCCAGUCAGUGCAGAGAGGCCGGAGUCAUCUUGCAAUGGAGAAGCCCAUCGCUGUGUGCUGUCGGCUGUCCAGUGGAGAGGGGCUUUGUGUUUGACGAGUGCGGACCCCCAUGUCCCGUAACCUGCUUCAACGUGGCCGUACCACUCGGGGUGAUAGAGACCCACUGCUUCAAGCCCUGCGUCCCAGGCUGCCAGUGUCCGGCUGGACUGGUUCUGCACAACAACUACUGCAUUCAGCCAGAAAAGUGCCCCAAGAUCAUCCAUGGAAGCCUUUCAUAAUUCUUAGCAGUGCUCACAUUCAAGUGGACACUUAACUCGUGUGCACUGCCACCUCUAAUAAUCUUCAAUCCACUCAAGGACUACUAAAGCUUUCUGUUACUGUACACAGUAUGCAACAGAAAAAACGGUGUUAAUAUUGCAUUGUUUUACUUUUAUAUGAAGCACUGAAUAUUUAUACUACACCAGGGUUUUGUCCGUUUUUGUCACAUGUUCAUUGGUAUUGUUCCUACUUAUUUUGAUUUAUACAUGUAGGUUUCAUUACCUAGAGCCUAUACAAUAUUUUAACAAUAUAAUUUGCUUCCAAAAGAGCUUAAUUUCUGCACUAAGCAAUGUGUGACUGUGUAUACAAGAGGCUACAUAAUCUCAGGUACCAUUUCUUUUUGCUCUCUGUCAUACACAUAAACAAAGGCUUAACUAAUAUAUGUGGUAUUUUGUUUUAUGUCAUCAAGACUGGAUUAGAAUCUUGGUUAACACUUUUUUUACAGGUUUAAAUGCUGUAUAUUCAUUUGCAAUUAAAGGUUUGGAGUCCUCACAACUGCUUUUAUUGAGUGCCUAUCUAGCCGAAAAUGCAAAAAUGGUAAUAAUAUAUAAUGCACAUGCAUGAUUACAUAAUCAUAAUGUAUGAGGACGACAUAAAAAAGAAUUUACACAUUGGGAGCCACCAAAUUUCACUAGUGGUCCACUCACCAUACAUGUAAUGUGUCAUAUGCUUGUGUAUCUAAUGUCUCCCACUGACAGAUAC
Pungitius pungitius (ninespine stickleback) is the source of this 7576-nucleotide messenger RNA. It is a transcript of the gene kcp, whose product is annotated as kielin cysteine rich BMP regulator. The record is from RefSeq and is a predicted model, not a curated record. The coding region runs from base 547 to 6834 and encodes 2095 amino acids. Gene Ontology annotation, cellular component: extracellular region. Gene Ontology annotation, molecular function: protein binding. Gene Ontology annotation, biological process: positive regulation of BMP signaling pathway. The transcript is spliced from 46 exons. Lineage: Eukaryota; Metazoa; Chordata; Actinopteri; Perciformes; Gasterosteidae.